CAUUGCGUAAUUGGUCCGAUUGUCUUCGUUUUGCGUCGCAUGCUGGCGUCGGUUUUGAGCGAUCUUGGUCAGGUUUUUCUUGCUGUAUAGGUAUUUUGUAAUGAUUGAUAGACGGGAUUCGAAAAAUCUCCUUCGACGGUAUGUUAGGUAAUACUCUCACGACGACCGAAUCGCCUCGACGCCAGCCUGGAUUCCUUCUCUUCCAUCAUUUCUGUUUUUUUUUGUUCAAGUUUGGCGCUUCCGCACAUACGAGUUGCAUCACCUCGACUGGCAACCCAUUCCGGAAGCGGUUUCACUGGCGUCUGCGGCGUCGUGGCUUGGGGGGAGUUGUCAGUUUGGCAUCUCAUUCAUCUGUCUGUGUGUGUUUGUUUGGAGGACGGGGUCUGGGAGCGGGGAGGAGAGAGAGAGAGGGAUGGGGGUGUUUUGGCGGAGAAAAGCAGCAUAUCAAGAAGUUUUCCUGUUCUGGGGCGCGUGUUAUUGUAUCGGCGGCGGCGGCUGGUGGAAGAAGGGGCCCCGAUGUUUGGCUAAGUAGAUAUGGGAGUAGAGCAAUCGAGGCGUAUUCACUGAGGUGUUGAACAUUGGUGCAUGAUUGUGUUGUUGGAUGAGAAUGUGGAGUCGU
This is a messenger RNA of Dothidotthia symphoricarpi CBS 119687, 619 nucleotides long. RefSeq lists its product as uncharacterized. Bases 141 to 575 code for a protein of 144 amino acids. The record is from RefSeq and is a predicted model, not a curated record. The transcript has a single exon. Lineage: Eukaryota; Fungi; Ascomycota; Dothideomycetes; Pleosporales; Dothidotthiaceae.